Molecule: messenger RNA, 771 nt
Organism: Phalaenopsis equestris
Lineage: Eukaryota; Viridiplantae; Streptophyta; Magnoliopsida; Asparagales; Orchidaceae
Product: pentatricopeptide repeat-containing protein At5g39710-like
Exons: 6
Coding region: 1-771 (256 amino acids)
Molecular function (GO): protein binding
Source: RefSeq, a predicted model, not a curated record
AUGUUCACUUCUGUCGUGAAGGAUAAGGGAUUUGAGCACGAUCGCUCCACCUACAAGUGCAUGGUGGAAAAACUAGGGGAGUUUGAAGCGAUGAAUAGAGUAAUUUCAGAGAUGAGAAGGAAAGUGGUGAACUCUUUGCUUGAAGGCAUUUAUAACAAGAAGGCCACAGCCCUUAGGCUACUUAGGAACUUGCCAGAAAGAGGGUAUGAUGUUAAUGCAAUCACAUACUGCAAUGUUAUUUGUGGGCUGUAUCAAGAAAACCUCCAGGUGAAGCAUGCGAGUUGUUUGAUGAGAUGCUUGAAAAGGAGAUGUCUUUUAGAGCAGCAGGCUUCUUGCAAAAGUUACGAAGAGAGAGUAUUCAAGAUAAAGGAGGCUAUAAGUUUGUCUGAGUUAUUGGAUAAGGAUCUGACUCGUGAUGUAAUUAUUUAUAAUACGCUUAUCUCUGGUCUCUGCAAGAACUCAAAGGUUGAUGAAGCGGAGAGCUAUCUUCUUGAAAUGGUAAACAGAGGAUGCUUUCCUGAUGAUUUCACAUACAACACAAUAAUUGAUGGGUAUUGCAAAUCAGCCCGGGAAGGUGAUAUAAAUCGGGCUAUAGAACUGUUCGAUGAGGCUUUAACCAAAGGCUUUCCGCCUGAUGCUGUUUUCAGUUUGUGUAAAAUGAGGAAUAUGUCUCUUGCUAACGCAGUCAUGAAUAAUGCCAUUGCUAAAGGCUUCUUACUCAACGUUUUCACCUUCAACAUAUUGGUAUAUGAUUUCUGCAUUGGUAUAUGA